AAAAACAACUGACCCAACUCAUCUCCUUCUUUUCUCUCUGAAGCACAAAGAUGAACAAAUCAUCAAUCCAGUGCUUCUUAUUCAUACUUCUCACCAUCAUCGUCACCAUAAUUCCACGUUCGAAUGCACAAGGAGAAGUUGAGGAUGAAACUGAAUUUAGCUACGAACGGAACCACGAGACCGGGCCAGAGAAAUGGGGGAAACUGAAGCCGGAAUGGCAUAUGUGCGGAAAAGGAGAUAUGCAAUCUCCAAUUGAUCUUAGGAACAGAAGAGUUAGAAUCGUUUCACAUCUUGGAAGGCUUACUAGAAACUACAAACCUUCCAAUGCCACUCUUAGAAAUAGAGGCCAUGACAUGAUGGUGAGAUUUGAAGAAGGGUCAAGUAUUAUUGAGAUCAAUAACGUUGAAUAUCAACUAGGCCAGCUUCAUUGGCAUUCUCCCUCUGAGCAUACGAUCGACGGGAAAAAGUUUGCUCUGGAACUGCAUAUGGUUCACCAAAGCUCGAAUGGAAGCUUGGCUGUAAUCACAGUGCUUUACAACAUCGGAAGGGCAGACCCUUUUCUCAGAAUGUUGGAAAAAAAAUUGUCCGAGACAACAGACCCCAAUGAAGAAAGAAAUAUAGGAAUGAUUGAUCCCAGGGACAUCAAGUUUGGGAGAAACAAAUAUUAUAGAUAUAUCGGAUCACUUACAAUUCCCCCUUGUACCCAAAAUGUUAUUUGGACCAUCGUUAAAGAGGUCAAGACUGUGAGCAGAGACCAAGUGAAACUACUCCGAGUGGCUGUUCACGAUCAUUCAAAUACAAACGCAAGGCCGGUUCAAGCUACAAAUAUGCGUGUGGUCAAAUUCAACAGACCAAAAUAUUCCUGAAGCAGAGACAAAUUGUUUAUCAAUUUUUUCUUUUUUUUCAUUUUAUCAAUUUGUUUGACAAUUAACAGUGUGAUAUUGUCAUAAGAAAUACGUUUGUAAAGCUGGAAGAAUCAUCUCUCUCUAGCCUUCUUUCUAUCUAUCCUCUCAACUCAAAUAAUAUAUUUUUUGAG
Molecule: messenger RNA, 1036 nt
Organism: Eruca vesicaria subsp. sativa (arugula)
Lineage: Eukaryota; Viridiplantae; Streptophyta; Magnoliopsida; Brassicales; Brassicaceae
Source: the annotation of a GenBank genome assembly